AGCUCCAUUGUUCCACUCCACGGUUCAACUAACCACCAAAUUACCAGACUACCCCUCGGAGCUCGAGGCCAAGGGCCGCCAUGGAUCGCCGGGACAUGGCGAGCCACCGCGGCCGGAGUUCCACUCGUGGCCACGGAUGGGGCCGAGGCUGGCGAGGUCGGGGAGAAGGCCGCGGCCUUGGUCUCAGCCGCGGCGCCGGCCCCUCACCGCCACCUCCUCCUUCCUCCUCCACCUCUUCCUUCCCGGCGGCGGCCAGCGCCACCGCGGCUGGUACCGGCGGCGACGCCCCGCCGAUCGUGGGCAGCUGCCCCGACAUGUGCCCAGCGAGGGAGAGGGCGCAGAGGGAGCGGCUGAGGGACCUGGCGGUGUUCGAGCGGGUGGGCGGCGACCCCGCGCGCACGUCCCCUUCCCUCGCCGUGAAGAAGUUUUGCAGAACUAUCUCUUCCACGAGUGUACAGGCAUCAGAUAUACGCCCUCUCCCAGUCCUGCGAGAAACAAUGGAUUAUCUUUUGCAUUUAUUGGAUUCCUCAGAGCAUCAGUUUGAGAUAGUUCAUGAUUUUAUAUUUGAUAGGACAAGGUCUGUGAGGCAAGACCUCAGUAUUCAGAACAUAGUGAAUGCCCAAGCAAUUCAAAUAUACGAGGAUGUGAUAAAGUUUCAUAUUCUAUCCCAUCAGAAGCUUUCUAGGUCUUCCCAGGAUUCUGAUGCUUCUUCCCUGUGUUACCUAAACAUGGAGCAGCUAAUGAAGUGCCUUCUUUCUCUGUUUGAUAUGUAUGAUGUAAUUCACAAGAACAAUUCACAGAGUAGUAAAGAGACUGAAUAUUAUUCCUUCUACGUGCUUCUACAUUUGGGCUGCAAGAUACCCAAAAUGGUAGAUUCACUCUCUUUGUGGUAUGGCCAUCUAUCUGCUUCAAUUAUACAAUCAAAGGAAAUGGUAUUUGCUAGAUCUAUAUUAAGAUUCUACCACCUAGGAAACUUCAAGCGUUUCUUCUGCGCCAUAGCAGCUGAAGGAACCGAUCUUCAGCUGCGUCUGUUAGAACCUUUUCUCAAUGAGGCUCGUGUUAGAGCAUUAAUGUACUUCAAUCAUAGUGGCUACAAACUUCAACACCACCCUUUGACACAUUUAUCAGAAAUCCUAAUGAUCGAGGAGCUGGACCUGGAAACUCUUUGUAGAUUAUGUGGACUUGAAAUUAGCAACAACGAAGAUACGAAAGCUUUUGCUCCUAAACAGGCGAGUUUCUGCGUACCAGCAUCAAUUCCUCAAAUUAAUGGCAUUUACAUAUCAAGGGAGAAUCAAAGGUGAAAAAAAUAUUGUAGCGAAUGUAAAAUGUACUCCAUUCUUCACUUGUUCAGUUGUGUGCUAAAGCACCUAUACUUCCAAGUAUCCAAUACGGAAAGCAAUUGAUCCCAGUAAAAGAAAAUUACGAAUGAUAACAGUACAUUUUCUUGUAUUCUCUCCAACAAAGUGUAUUUUGUGAGCUUCGAUGAGUAGUUCAGUAUUCUCUUCUGAUGUUCUCACAAUAUGCUAAUGGUUGCUGGUAUUGUUGGUGAUUUGAUUCUCGUC
Messenger RNA from Oryza sativa Japonica Group (Japanese rice), 1562 nucleotides. RefSeq names its product SAC3 family protein C. Gene Ontology annotation, cellular component: transcription export complex 2; nucleus; cytoplasm. Gene Ontology annotation, biological process: mRNA export from nucleus. Lineage: Eukaryota; Viridiplantae; Streptophyta; Magnoliopsida; Poales; Poaceae. The record is from RefSeq and is a predicted model, not a curated record.